CGCUACGUGAUGCCUAAAAAUAAACGCGACAUGUUAUUAAAUAAGAAAUAUUAAAAUACUGACUUGCUUUGACUUUUGAGUAACUGCGUUCUGAAGUUGACAAUGGAUAUAAUAAAAUAUUCAUAAAGUCAUAUUUAACUAACAAUCAUAUACGUCGAAAUAAGAAACAAUAUAUAUUUAUAAAUGUAUUAUCUUGCAGAAAGAUGCAAUUCAUUUUAACAUAUACGAGACACCACAGACGAAUUUGAAUGUGACAGCUGUUAAAAUUCAAUCGCAAUGACAGCUGCUCUCGCACGAAGUAAGCGCAGCAAGAGAACCAAUCGACAUCGCGGAAAAGCGACAAUAAAUUUCGAUACGAAGCAAUCGACUUCACAUGCAUCUUUUUAGAUAGGAGAAUAUAUUAAAUUAAAGAAUAUAUUUCGUAAAUGUGUGUUUUAAAUUUUCUAAGCAAAUAUUUUCUUAGUAAACUUUAUUAUAUUUUUAGUGGAAUUUAAUUAAAAAAUUUUUAUUAUAACAUGAAAAUAAAUUCGUCUAUUUAGAAUUGAAUUGUUUGUAUUUAAUGGACAUUGAAAUUAUGUAAAUUAAGCAUGAAGGUGCACUUUUAUCGACAAACGACAAAAAAAAAAACGAAGAGGGAGGGGCAAGAUAUGCUGUGUCGCUCCCCAGUCCUGACGAAUUAUGUAUAUACCGUGUCGUUGUUAAUUCCCUUCGCUUUAACGUCCGGUAAACGAAAGAUACUCGGGUUUCAACUCACUAUGUUACUGCCGUCAUGCGGUUCUCGCGUGAUCGAACGAGGCACGUCCCCCAUAAAUAAACUUUUCAUACAUCAGCGAGAAGAGUGGCCAGCGCAGAAUAAAGCACACGAAGAUGAAAUCAUACCCUGCGCACCGCAGGAUGCAUCAUGCAUCCACACCGACGGUGUCCGGUAGCUCGCAGCAGUUUAAUCGACGUCCUGCGAGGAACUUUUCCUCCCAGUGCCUGCGUGAGCGCGGUUAAACCAACGCGGCAGUGGCAGGCAUAUAGAGAAAAGAUCAUCUUCGAUCUUCAAGGUCGACCGCAUGCGGCUCGAGGCCUUCUCGCGAAGACGUCGAUCCAACCGCGGUGAAUUCGUUCGACUGUUUUCAUCGUCUGGCAGCUGUUAUCCAGCCCCGUUUCCCCGUGGCUGUGGCAUUCGUUGCUUCUCCGCGUCCCAGGGCGCGAGUACUUACAUUUAUCGAUUUAAACCGAGUGUCAGUCUCGAUAUGACGGAGCAAAUGGCGGAGAACAACACGGACGGAGUCGUCGACAAGGACAACGAGGAAAGGUUAUACCUGAAUACUGUGGUUAGCGACGAUGAAAAUUGGGCACUGGAGAGAUCGGAGGAAUACGAAGAAGACGAGAGAAAAGAGGAGCAAGAAGGUGAGGAAGGCGUUUACGAAAUGGAUGAGUUUUUUACUCGGGACGAGAAAUAUGAGCGCGAGAAGGAAAGAUAUGAAGAGCGAAGUCACGAAGAUGAGGAAGCAGAAGGAGAAGGAGACGCACCGCCCGAUGAUACUACGACAGUCUCAACAGCAGAGAAGCCCGAAGAGGAAGUGCAGCAAGAUGUGGUGGGGCCCGAUCACGUGCUCGCUGAGAUACCAGUUGAGGUUCGCAUAAACUUGUCAUUCUGCGUCAUUCUGCCCGUGGAAUUACUGUGCCUCACGACCUUCGUAAUAUUCUGAGGACUUAAGUCUCCCUUCUCAUCACGCGCCCCCGCACAAACGUGUUUCCGCAUUGUAUACGUGUUCCGUCGCUAUUGUGAUCGAUUGAAAUGGUAAUAAUAAAAGACUUCCCCAAGUA
Molecule: messenger RNA, 1818 nt
Organism: Monomorium pharaonis (pharaoh ant)
Lineage: Eukaryota; Metazoa; Arthropoda; Insecta; Hymenoptera; Formicidae
Product: eukaryotic translation initiation factor 5B
Source: RefSeq, a predicted model, not a curated record